Messenger RNA from Rhincodon typus (whale shark), 572 nucleotides. Its product is annotated as troponin I, slow skeletal muscle-like. The coding region runs from base 3 to 572 and encodes 189 amino acids. The record is from RefSeq and is a predicted model, not a curated record. Gene Ontology annotation, cellular component: troponin complex. NCBI's taxonomy places the organism in Eukaryota, Metazoa, Chordata, Chondrichthyes, Orectolobiformes, Rhincodontidae. The transcript has 7 exons. Gene Ontology annotation, biological process: muscle contraction.
AAAUGUCAGAAGGAAACGAUAUACAGCCAAGAAAAGCCAAAGUUCCGAUUGCACGCAGAAUCCAACUUAAGAGAUUGAUGCUUGAAAUUGCAUGCAAGCAACUGGAAAAAGAGAAGAGUGAGCGAGAUACUGAGAAAAGUCGAAUGCUUAAUGAGUGUGUGCCACAAUUUAACAUGUCAAGUCUUUCAAUUCAGGAACUUCAGAAUAUCUGUAAAGAAUUCCAUCAGAAGAUUGAUAGUGUUGAUGCAGAGCGUUAUGACGUUGAAGUUAAAGUGUCCAAGUAUGCCAAAGAGAUUGCAAGCUUAAACCAGAGGAUCUUAGAUCUCAAAGGCAAAUUCAAACGUCCCACCCUACGUCGGGUCAGAGUAUCUGCUGACGAAAUGCUGGGUGCUCUAGCAGAAAACACUUGCAAAACCUCCAUGGAUUUGAGAUCAAAUCUAAAAUCAGUGAGAAAGGAAGAAGAAAAGGAACACAAAGCAGUUGAAGUCCAUGACUGGCGUAAGAAUGUGGAAGCAAUGUCUGGGAUGGAAGGAAGAAAAAAGAUAUUUGAUACCGCUGCUCCUCCUCAGUAA